GCGCCCCCCCUUCCCUUCGCUGCGCGUACCCGAAGGAAAACUCCUGUGGGCUGUGGGCUGUGGCAUAGCUGUCUUCCUCUAGGCCUCUCUCCCCACAGUCCCACACUAGCUCCUCCAAGAACUCUCCUCUCGCCGCUUUUUCCCUCCGCGGAGAACUCAGUUGCUGCCAAAUCUCAUUACUGCACCGAGGAACGCGGCUUUGCCUCAGUCCCUUCCCCUGAUUUAUCUUCUAGCGUGGGAGUGAGAUGAGGACGGCGGCGGUGGCACUGCUGCUCCUCCUCUGCUGCUUCGCCUUCGCCGGCGGCGCUGCCGUGUGGGGGCAGGAAGGAGGGAGGGCCAUGGCGGCGGUGGAGGUGGACGCUUCAUGGCGGUUCCCGAGCCAGCGGCUGCGGGACGCGUACGUGGCGCUCCAGACGUGGAAGCAGCGCGCCAUCUUCUCCGACCCCAAGGGCCUCACCGCCGACUGGAUCGGCCCGGGCGUCUGCAACUACACGGGGGUCUUCUGCGCGCCGCUGCCUUCGUCUCCGGGCGAGCUCUCCGUGGCUGGCAUCGAUCUGAACCACGGCGACAUCGCGGGGUACCUCCCGCCGGAGCUGGGCCUGCUGGCCGACCUCGCGCUGCUCCACCUCAACUCCAACCGCUUCUGCGGCCUCGUGCCCGACGCCCUCCGCCGGCUCCGCCUCCUCCACGAGCUCGACCUCAGCAACAACCGCUUCGUGGGCGCCUUCCCGGCCGUCGUCCUCGACCUCCCGGCCCUCCGGUUCCUCGACCUCCGCUACAACGACUUCGAGGGCGGCGUGCCCCGCGAGCUCUUCGACCGCCCGCUCGACGCCAUCUUCCUCAACCACAACCGCCUCCGCUUCAGCCUCCCCGACAACUUCGGCAACUCCCCCGUCUCCGUCAUCGUCCUCGCCGACAACCACUUCGGCGGCUGCCUCCCGGCCAGCCUCGGCAACAUGUCCGACACGCUCAACGAGAUCCUCCUCAUCAACAACGGGCUCAGCUCCUGCCUCCCGCCGGAGGUCGGAUUGCUCCGGGAGGUGACGGUGUUCGACGUCAGCCACAACGCCCUCGCGGGGCCCCUCCCGCAGGAGCUCGCCGGGAUGCGUAGCGUCGAGCAGCUCGACGUCGCGCACAACCUGUUGUCGGGCGCCGUCCCGGAUGCCGUGUGCGGCCUCCCGCGGCUCAAGAACUUCACCUUCGCCUACAACUUCUUCACCGGCGAGCCGCCUUCCUGCGCGCGCGUCGUGCCGGCCGACGGCGGCGACCGGCGGAACUGCCUCCCGAACCGCCCCGCCCAGCGCGUGCCGCAGCAGUGCGCCGCUUUCUACGCCCGCCCGCCGGUCGACUGCGCGGCGUUCCAAUGCAAGCCGUUCGUCCCGCCUCCGCCGCCGCCGCCGCCCGCAUACCCCGGCCCCUUGCCGCCCGUAUACCCCAUGCCGUACGCGUCGCCGCCGCCGCCUGCACACUACCGAUGAUUCCUUUUGACAAGAGAAAGCGUUGCCGAUUUCAAUUUCCCUCAGCUGCCCUCCCUCGCCGCCAGAGUGGAAGAGAAUCAAGAGAUAGCGAUGCUCAUAUGUACGAGGUCAUUGUUGUGCGUGGAUUACCUGCUGUUGUUCCCUGAUUGAUAGCUACCGGCGUAAAGAAGAAUAUGGUGCAUAUAUAAUCCAUUUUGGUGUUUUCUUUUGCAUUGGUUGGUGUCUGUUUUCCGCGUCCUCAGUCCUCCUCCUCGUCAAUCCGCUAGCGUGGUGGUGAUGGCGAAAAGGAUUGGAGCUUGGCGAUGGGAAAUUUGGAAGGUGGGGACGAUUUGAGCUUGGAUUUGAUGGCUAAUUGGGUUGUGAAUAAUAAGCUGGCUGAGGAAAGACAGCUGUUUAUGAUGCCAUUGGGGAUGGGUUGAGGGUCAGAGAUAAGUUUCUAGAUCAAGAGAUUUGUCCUACUGAAUUCCUCUUGUGUCACAGCUACUUAGAGCUAUUCGAUUAUUAUGAUAUUUAGUUGGGUUUAUUGGGGAGGUUUUUUUUUUCUCCUAUGUAUUUUCAUGACACUAUGAUAUCUAUACUGUCUUAUUUUGUUGCCCAAUUUGUCUUUCUUAGUAUUUACAAUCAUACAUGUGUCA
Messenger RNA from Brachypodium distachyon (stiff brome), 2113 nucleotides. Its product is annotated as leucine-rich repeat extensin-like protein 4. NCBI's taxonomy places the organism in Eukaryota, Viridiplantae, Streptophyta, Magnoliopsida, Poales, Poaceae. The transcript has a single exon. The record is from RefSeq and is a predicted model, not a curated record. Gene Ontology annotation, molecular function: protein binding. The coding region runs from base 246 to 1478 and encodes 410 amino acids.